GACGACCCACAACCGAACCCAAAAGCUAUCUCUUUUUCUUCUCUCUCCCUCUCUCUUCUUCCUGUGUUCGUGCUUACUGUUCGUGCUUAAGCAAUGAUCUCCCUGAAUCUAUCUCCUUCCCUUAGUCCGGGUCUCCUCCACAAGACCCGGACCCGUCAACAACCGACCCGUCUCUCUGCUCUUCUCGUCACCAACCCUAAACCCUUCAAUCACAGAUACCCACUAGGGCUUUCACCGAUUCCCAAUCUCCAGAUUCGUGAUGCCGCCGCAAAACCCUUACUUUCACUCUCCAACCCUGAAUCCUCAUCUGGGUUCUCGAGAAAACCCAGAUCCAUCGCCGCCGUUGGCUCAUCGGAUUCAAAUCCAGACGAAAAAUCCGAUCUUGGCGAAGCGGAGAAAAAAGAGAAGAAAGCUAAGACUCUUCAGCUAGGGAUUGUGUUUGGUCUUUGGUAUUUCCAGAACAUCGUCUUCAACAUCUUCAACAAAAAGGCACUCAAUGUCUUCCCUUAUCCAUGGCUUCUAGCUUCGUUUCAGCUCUUUGCAGGUUCUAUUUGGAUGCUUAUCUUAUGGUCCUUUAAGCUUUAUCCUUGCCCUAAAAUCUCCAAGCCUUUCAUCAUUGCUCUCCUUGGUCCUGCAUUGUUUCACACUAUUGGACACAUCUCAGCUUGUGUCUCGUUCUCCAAAGUCGCUGUUUCUUUCACUCAUGUUAUCAAAUCAGCAGAGCCUGUCUUCUCUGUUAUCUUCUCGUCUUUACUCGGUGAUUCGUAUCCGUUAGCUGUCUGGUUAUCGAUUCUUCCGAUUGUUAUGGGUUGUUCUUUAGCUGCAGUCACUGAAGUCUCAUUCAAUUUAGGUGGAUUAUCAGGAGCUAUGAUUAGUAACGUUGGUUUCGUCUUAAGAAACAUUUACUCUAAAAGAAGUCUACAGAGCUUUAAAGAGAUUGAUGGAUUGAACCUAUACGGUUGCAUCAGUAUACUCUCUCUGCUUUAUCUGUUUCCCGUGGCGAUUUUCGUUGAAGGAUCACAUUGGGUUCAAGGUUACCAUAAAGCCAUUGCAUCUGUUGGGACACCAUCAACGUUCUACUUUUGGGUUUUGCUCUCUGGUGUCUUCUACCAUCUGUACAACCAAUCUUCUUACCAGGCACUCGACGAGAUCAGUCCAUUGACUUUCUCUGUAGGGAACACGAUGAAGCGAGUCGUGGUGAUUGUCUCCACGGUUUUGGUGUUUAGGAAUCCUGUUAGACCACUGAAUGCUCUUGGAUCAGCCAUUGCGAUUUUCGGUACCUUCUUGUAUUCUCAGGCCACCGCAAAGAAGAAGAAAAUUGAAGUGGGAGGUGAUAAGAAGAACUGAAGGUUUUAAGGGCAAAUCCUUUGUUUACUUUUCCAUUUUUCCAAGUUUUUUUUUGCUGUUUUUGAUCUUAUUAUGAGACUAGAAUUAUCAUUUCUGUUGACUGGUUUAGUUGCUUCAAAGACUUUGAUCUACUUAGUUCUUGACCUCGUCUAGUGGAUAUUGUUUCACUGAUAUGAAGUUGGUCUGAUUCAGAGAAGAGCUAAAUUUCUUAAUCUUAAGCCAGUUUCUUCCUAAUACAAUGAGACUUUUGAG
This is a messenger RNA of Arabidopsis arenosa, 1599 nucleotides long. NCBI's taxonomy places the organism in Eukaryota, Viridiplantae, Streptophyta, Magnoliopsida, Brassicales, Brassicaceae. The record is from the annotation of a GenBank genome assembly.